GUUUUUGUGGCAUUUUGUGGAAAGGAGUCUUGCCUCUUGGAGCCUUUAGUGUUUCACUUGCGAUGGAUUGCGUGCGGUGAGUCCGGGUGAGUCAGCAGAUUAUGACCAACGCACAGAGUGCACAGCACCCUUCGCACUUUUGGGAGGUCCCUCCAACCUACGAGUGGGAUCAUGAAACGUCAUACAACUACAGGGUCGAGGGCAAACUGAUGGUGGGACCUUACAAGACUAUCCGGCAGAAGAUGGACUUUGAAUACCAUGGAUGCUACGAUCUGAAGCGGCAGAGGCUUCAGGAUGCAAUCAUAGAAGCUGUUGUUGGCAAUGGGCCUUCAGAUCCUCAUCCAUGGAUUGUUUUCACAGCAGGGUCUUUCUUUGCAGGCAAGUCCUGGGUUGUGUCAUGGAUGCUUGAGCAGGGCUAUAUGCCUUUGGAUGUAGUAAGAACCGACCCAGACUUGAUCAGAACACAGUUGCCAGAAUGGUCAGGGUAUCUAAAGCGAGAUGGGCCAGAAGCAGCUGUGAUGACACAGCGAGAAGCAGGGACUUGUGCUCUCAUCGCCCAGUGGGAAGCUAUGCGCCAGGGGCGUCAUAUAUUAGUGGAUGGCUCGCUCCGGAAUGCUGAUCGACAGAAAGCCUUCUUUGCUGAAAUUCGAGCAGCAUAUCCACACUAUCGGAUAGCCAUCAUACAUGUCUUUGCUAGUUGGGAUAUAAUGCAGCAACGGUCAUCUGUCGCACGUGAGGGUGGGCGCGUAACCAGCCCAAAGGCUUUGCGCACGUCAUUCGACGCGGUGACAAAGUCCGUUGCAGCAUUGGAGAUCUUAACAGACCUUACAGUGCACAUCAAUAAUGAUGGAUGUGAGCCACGUUUGAUGUAUGUUUCCCAGGCCGGGGAAAGAGUUCGGGAAAGAGAUCAGACAUGGAAGGGCAUUAGAGCGGCAUUCCAGCAAGCGCCUGGGGCAAGCUUUCGCCUACUGCGAAGAUUUGUCGUUCUGAUGAUGGUAACUGGACUCGCGUGCUUUCUACCUCUUUUGGGAACGGCGAAAUGUAGCGAAAAGCAUUUUCCAUUUCUGAAUUCAUGAAGCUGCAGUUCUCAGCUUUUGAGGGCGUUCGAGGCUGCGAAUCGAAUCUUCUCCUUGCUAACAGAUGAGCGACCUUGUUGUGCACAGCGCUUCAUCGGGC
Durusdinium trenchii is the source of this 1176-nucleotide messenger RNA. NCBI's taxonomy places the organism in Eukaryota, Dinophyceae, Suessiales, Symbiodiniaceae. The record is from the annotation of a GenBank genome assembly.